This is a messenger RNA of Limulus polyphemus (Atlantic horseshoe crab), 1374 nucleotides long. RefSeq names its product charged multivesicular body protein 2a-like. The record is from RefSeq and is a predicted model, not a curated record. Gene Ontology annotation, cellular component: multivesicular body; ESCRT III complex. The transcript is spliced from 6 exons. Gene Ontology annotation, biological process: endosome transport via multivesicular body sorting pathway; late endosome to vacuole transport; protein transport. The coding region runs from base 63 to 749 and encodes 228 amino acids. NCBI's taxonomy places the organism in Eukaryota, Metazoa, Arthropoda, Merostomata, Xiphosura, Limulidae.
AGGAGUGUAGUGAUGGUAACCCCGCAACUUUAAAAUUAAAGUGACAUUGUGAUUGUUGACAAAUGUAUUACUUGUUUACCAAAAUGCCUUUGGAGUUUUUAUUUGGCCAUCGCAAAACACCGGAGGAAAUGCUCCGCCAAAAUCAAAGAGCCUUAAAUAAAGCUAUGAGAGAUUUAGACAGAGAAAGAACAAAGAUGGAACAACAAGAAAAGAAACUGAUUGCUGAUAUUAAAAAAAUGGCAAAAGAUAGUCAGAUGGAUGCUGUGAAGAUAAUGGCUAAAGAUUUGGUCAGAACAAGGCGUUAUGUCAAAAAGUUUAUUUUGAUGCGAGCAAACAUUCAAGCUGUGUCACUGAAAAUCCAAACAUUGCGUUCUCAAAAUGCAAUGGCCCAAGCUAUGAAAGGAGUAACAAAGGCCAUGCAAGCAAUGAAUAAACAGCUGAACUUGCCACAGAUUCAAAAGGUCAUGCAAGAGUUUGAAAAACAGUCGGAGAUUAUGGAUAUGAAAGAAGAGAUGAUGAGUGAUGCAAUUGAUGAUGUUAUGGGAGAUGAAGAAGAUGAAGAGGAAGGUGAGGCCCUUGUAUCACAAGUUCUAGAUGAAUUAGGUUUGCAACUUUCUGAAAAGUUGACUGGUCUUCCAACAGAAGCUGGAUCACUUAAUGUAUCUGCCCAGAAAAAUAAGCCCACUGCAGCACUAGCCGAUGCUGAUGCAGAUCUUGAAGCCCGUCUAGAAAACCUCCGAAGAGAAUGAAUAUCUCAAACAAGAGAAAGUGGUCAAUCCUGAUUGAUUGAAGUUAUAUUACCACCAGGUUUGCUCAGUAUUGUGUGGAAGAGCAGUCAUGUUAAAAUAUUUUGGAAAAUCUCUUCCUUAUUAAUCAACUGAAAAUAUGUACUGUACUGGCCAGAGAAAAGAGAAAUAAUACAUAGAUGAAACUUGUGUAAAAUGUUCCAUACAUUUUACUGCAGAUAUUAUUAAUCAAACACAUAAAAUGAUGAAAUACUGGUGGUUAAUCACCAAUUAUACAGUUUCAUUUUCAUACAAGUUCUUUUUUUUUUCAAAUUGUUGUUCAUAAUUGUUUUACAGGGAAUGAGGUCAAUUGUAUUCAAUGUUUUCAAAUAAUUGUAAAACGUUUUAGUAGUUAAUGAUACUUUGCAAUAAAAAGUAAAAUAUCACAACUGGUUUUCCUCAUUUUUAAAAGAUCCGAUUAAAUCAAUUUUAAAACUUUUUUUGUUCAUAUGUAGCAAACUGUGAUGUUUUUUCUGUAGUUCUAAAAACUUAGAGACAAAAAAAUAUAGGUAUUCUUUAUUUUUGUAAACAUUUGAAAUUAUCCAUGAUUUGCUUGAUCAAAUAUUUAGAAACUUAAAUUUAUGUACAA